AUGCGUACAUGAAAGAUUGAAGGACCAAGCUCUCUCUCUCUCUCUCACACACCCAGAUAUGUCAUAUAUGAGCUAAUAUAAACCUCUUCAUACUAAAUGACUCUUCUUUGUCCGCUUGGCUUUCCUCUGGUUUUAGAAACCUCGUUCUUUUUCCUGCCGACCCAAUUAACCUGUUUAACUCUGCAGUAAUUUUUUUUUUCUCCAUUUGAAUAUGUAUUAGAACUCUUUGAUUGGAUCGGAUUAUUGGAUUUGAAUUGUAGGAAAGAAAAAAGAUUUGGUCGUGAAUCUUUCUGGGCACCGACAAAGUUCUGAUCUUCAGAUAGGUUUCCAAAAAAAAAAAAGGUUGGGUUCCGUUUGAAAUGGUCUAUUUCCAUAGCUCAAUCUCGGUCUGCAAGUCCGUUGACCAACCAUCUUCCAUGCCGGUUUCGAUGAGUUUAUCCGACCAAGGUGCAAAAUCCAAGCAGCAUAAUCAUGUUCACAGAAGCAAAAAGAUGCCCAGCUCUCCCAAUUGCCCGAAAAGUACUGUCUGCGAACGAUCUCGAUCGGCCGUAAUCGAUGUUGUAAUCUUGAUUGCUGUAAUUGGUGCUUGUGGGUUUUUGCUGUUCCCUUAUAUCAAGUUUUUAUUCGUUAAGGCCAUGGAAAUUGUUCCGGUAAUAAUUUAUGUGGUGAAAGAGGAAUUUUCUCGUGCUCCUUUGGUUUAUGGAUCUGUAGGAAUCAGCAUUUGCUGUGCUACAUUGGCUGCGUGGGGUGUGCUGGCAUGUAUGACUAGGAAAUGUGGGAAUCCAAGCUGUAAGGGCCUUCGAAAGGCGGCUGAAUUUGAUAUUCAGUUAGAAACAGAGGACUGUGUGAAGAAUUCAUCUUCUUCUGUGAAAGAUGGAGUGAAGAAGGGUCUUUUUGAAUUGCCUCGCGAUCACCACCGUGAAUUGGAGGCAGAGCUUAAGAAGAUGGCACCACCUAAUGGAAGAGCGGUGCUGGUUUUCCGGGCAAGGUGUGGAUGUUCUGUUGGUAGAUUGGAAGUUCCGGGACCAAAGAAACAUAGUAGAAAGAUCAAGAAGUAGAAUUGUUAUUUUUAUCAUUUUCUUUUUUCAUUUAUGUGAUUUUAUAAAUCAUAGGAAGAUAAAACAUGAAUACAGGAGUAGUCAUAAUGCAGAGAGAAAUGCCUUUCUGUUAUCAAUCUUCUUGGAACUAUGUUGUUGUCUUUAAAUAAGCUAGCCGCAUUGGAAUAAUUUGUAAGGACUAUAUACAGUUGUUUAUAGUGGGGAAUAUAAAAAGUCCCUUAUUAAUUUACUUA
This is a messenger RNA of Ziziphus jujuba (common jujube), 1291 nucleotides long. RefSeq lists its product as uncharacterized. The record is from RefSeq and is a predicted model, not a curated record. The transcript is spliced from 2 exons. NCBI's taxonomy places the organism in Eukaryota, Viridiplantae, Streptophyta, Magnoliopsida, Rosales, Rhamnaceae. The coding region runs from base 360 to 1058 and encodes 232 amino acids.